UGACUGAUAAGAAUUGCUUAUAAAUAAAUCACACGGGACUGAUUUGUGAUACAAUCGAGACGCCAAAAAGUUAAAAGAAUAUCACUGAGCAUCACGACGAUAAGUUGAAAAUGCUGUUGUUAUUGAUUACUGUAAUAGCAACGUAUAGUUCGGUGACGUGUAAGAUGACGUCCGACGAUAUUGAACGUACGCUGUCAGCGUUAGCUGAGAAAAACGAAGCGUUGGAAUAUGGUUUGAACACUCUCCGGAAUGAACUUGAACUCGAGAGACAACACAACGAACGUUUAAGGAAUGAGAUGAUGUCGAUGGCUGACCAAUUGAAAAAGCACGACACCCUGGUGAAUUCAAUGAACAUGAGUAGUAUAAAGCGUCAGCUUACGGACGUCACAGUUGCGUUUACUGCCACCAUAAGACCGCCGAAUCUGACCGGUCUGAACUCAGGGCAACCGAUCAUUUUUGACCGGGUGAUAACCAAUUCAGGAACAGCCUACGACUCUGGCACGGGUAUAUUCACCGCCCCUGUACGAGGAUACUACGUGUUUCACAUGGACAUUCUGAUGGAGCCCGGGGAAAACGAAUAUCUGCAAUUUGUAAAGGAUGGCGCCCAUAUCCUGUACAACUUCAUCCAAGCAACUGGCUCACUCAAUGACGUCAGUGGGAGCCGCACGGUAGUGGUGGAACUCGAGCGUGGAAAUAAGGUCUGGAUCAGAACGGUCACGUCUGGGCAUCACGGAAGUGGGACGCUCCAUGGCAACGAGUUCUCGACGUUUUCCGGUUGGCUGGUUGCUGUCAAUGAAUGAAUUCGAAUUCGAUGAAUAAAAUUCGAACUAAAAGCG
This is a messenger RNA of Dreissena polymorpha, 836 nucleotides long. RefSeq names its product complement C1q-like protein 4. Lineage: Eukaryota; Metazoa; Mollusca; Bivalvia; Myida; Dreissenidae. Gene Ontology annotation, molecular function: protein binding. The record is from RefSeq and is a predicted model, not a curated record. The coding region runs from base 111 to 800 and encodes 229 amino acids. The transcript has 3 exons.